UGCUAAGCCAGGAGUAAUUGUCCAAGCUCUCCAACGAGCAAAAGUAAAGAAUCCGGUAAUUAAUAUUGACGAAAUUGAAAAAAUGGGGGAAAGCAAAUAUCAGGGAAAUCCUACUGCCGCUUUCCUAGAGAUCUUUGACCCUGAGCAAUUGAACGAGCGAUCGAAAGAGGAAGUUGAGGAGAAAAAAGACGAUAAAGGCUUUUUAAUUUGUCCUAUUCGUGGUAUUUUGCGAGCCAGAAAAUAUGAUGUCAGAGGCUAUCCCAAAAGUCAGUUUAUUAUUGAAUACGCGAUACCAAUUGGACAUAAAGGACAUAAUACUCUUCGAGUUGAUUUGGUAAUCAAAGGUCAAAAUGGAUUUAUCUGUGUGGCAGAGGUGAAAAAAGGUUAUGCCAAAGAAAAUAUGAACUCGGCUAUUAAACACCAAUUGGUACCGGCGAUGCGAAUAGUUAAUGCCAAGUAUGGAGUUUAUUUUGAUGGUACCAGAAAAAGCCGCUUAUUAACAAGAAAUAAUGACGGAACUCUUUCGAUACGGGAAUUUCCUUAA
This is a messenger RNA of Ambispora gerdemannii, 544 nucleotides long. The record is from the annotation of a GenBank genome assembly. NCBI's taxonomy places the organism in Eukaryota, Fungi, Glomeromycota, Glomeromycetes, Archaeosporales, Ambisporaceae.